AUGUCACGAGGCGGUGGUUUCGAUUUCAAACAUCUUGAGGAAGAAGAUGACACAGACAUUGGUGAGCCUCACCUUCAACUAGAGCUGCAGCCUCAUCUGACAACAUACAACAAAAAUAACUACAUCGGUAGCCCAGCCACAGAUGUAGUGACUGCAGACACAAAUAAUACAACAGACAUUGAAGCAUUCACUAAUGGCAGUCAUAAACAUUCUGAACCAAACAAUGUCAGUAAUUCACAGCCAAGUUCAGCUCAAGUGCAGCCCAAAGUUCAUAUUCAGUACAGCGCCACAGAUGGUAAGGUCAAUGUCUUGCAAGGUCAGGUGGUGACAAGACCUGAUGGAUCUCGCUAUAUUAACACCCGAGGAAUUCAUCAACACUGGUCAGAAUUAGAACGUCCCCUCCGUCAGAAAAAGAUCAAACUUUUGAAGAUAUUCUCCAUUCUUGCAUGCAUUGCCUUCUUUCCUUUUGGAAUUCUUGCAGUAUAUUUUGCCUUCAGAACCGAGAGAGAAUUAAAUGAAGGAAUUAUGAAAGGAAAUAUUGACAGGGCUCAGAAAUUUGCCAAACGCGCAGAGAAAUUAAUAAUGAUUUCGCUCCUAAUGUGCCUUGUGAUUGUAGCUCUGGUUGUGGCACUGGUUGUGGGAGCUCAUAGACGAGACUCUCUGCUUAGAGGUCCCAUCAUGGGUUGA
This is a messenger RNA of Candidula unifasciata, 687 nucleotides long. Lineage: Eukaryota; Metazoa; Mollusca; Gastropoda; Stylommatophora; Geomitridae. The record is from the annotation of a GenBank genome assembly.